AUGGAUUUUUCACGUCACCUGGCAUUUCUAACUGAUAUUACUGGCCACCUCAACGAUGUGAACUUAAAACUACAAGGAAGAGGCCAACUGGUGUCUGAUCUAAUGGCACACAUUAAUGGGUUUAGAAGCAAGCUGAAAAUUUUCCAUGCAACUUUGAGAAAAAAUAACUUAUCUCACUUCGCCAGCUGCAGUCGUUUGGCAUCAGAGUGUGAGGAAGUGCUGGAUUUUUCUGAAUAUUGCCCUGAGUUGCAGACAAUUAUUGAUGAAUUCAACACGAGAUUUUCAGAUUUUGAGAGCAUCAAGAACGACGUGGCUCUGUUUAAUAAUCCAGUCACAGCAGGAAUUGAAGAACAACCGGCCAACCUACAAUUAGAGCUCCGNGCAAUCAAGUUUGAGAAACAAUAA
Molecule: messenger RNA, 405 nt
Organism: Parasteatoda tepidariorum (common house spider)
Lineage: Eukaryota; Metazoa; Arthropoda; Arachnida; Araneae; Theridiidae
Source: RefSeq, a predicted model, not a curated record